Schistosoma mattheei is the source of this 4358-nucleotide messenger RNA. Lineage: Eukaryota; Metazoa; Platyhelminthes; Trematoda; Strigeidida; Schistosomatidae. The record is from the annotation of a GenBank genome assembly.
AUUAGGGUUUAACACUAUUAAUCCACUGUGUAAAUGUGUCGUUAUUGUUGUCUUUAAUAUUGAUGUUGUUGUUGUUGUCUUCGCCGUCGUCAUCGUGGAUAACUAACGGAAGAGAAUAAAUAUGCGAGUACCGUCAACAAUUGUAAAGAAACCAAGAAAUCAAUAUGCUUUGUCUGUGAUUAAUCGAUUUCUAGAUGAUUCCACUUUUGUCACCAAUCAUCUAAAAAUUGAUACGAAUGACAGCAAUGAUCCUAUCACUGAUGACAAAGAUUUAAUUUUUCUGCGUAAAUAUUUGAAACGUUCAUCUUUACGUCAUUGCUUCAAUUUAGUUGAUUGUAUUGGUGAUAAUGACUCAAAGUCAAUUAUUGAGCGAUUACGACCUCCUCAGCAGUUAUUAAGAAAUAGUUUAAAAGUUUUGUCAGAAUUAUGGUCUGAUUUAGAAGAAUUUGUUAUGCGUACUCGGGAAAAAGAUCAACCACAUGCUCAUGAACUUUACGACCUACUGGCUGAUAUUCAUAUUAGAGAGUUAUUGGUAGCUUACGAUGAUAUUGCUAAUUAUCGAUAUGUGAAUGAAGAUUUCAAUUUGACUAUUAUUCCUUUCGAGAAUAAUGAUCAAUUAUUAUGUAAGAAUUCUGAUGAUAAUCUCCUCAAUGUACAGAACUCAUCAAAAGUAGGGGUAGGGACAGAAGAAGAUGAAGAACAUUAUAAAUUAUCCAAACGAAAUGACAAAACUCACUCCAUGAAUGUUCAUCUGAAAAAUCAUCAUCAUCAUCACUACAAACCUGAUCUAUCAGAAAGUUCCAUGGAAUCUUUAGAUUAUAAAUUAAAUCAUACAGAAUCAAAUAGAAAUUCAUGCAAUAAUGAAGAUGAUUUACUUAUAAUGAAAAAUCUUGAACAAUUAAAAACUCAUUCAGUUCCAAAUGUUUAUCAUGUGAAUAAAAUCAAUACUUCACUUGAUGUUGAUGACAAUCCUCCUCUUGAUGAUAAUAUUGAAAAUGCUCAAUAUGUGAAUAAAAUAAAUCAUUUGGAUAGUGAAGGCAAACACCAAUUUGAUAACUCACAUCGAUCUGUUUCUGAAAUGAUUAAUCAAUUUGAAUUAUCAAUCGGGAAAAAUGAAAUAAAUUAUUCAAAGGAUAAAUAUGUUCAUAAAUCACUAGAAUGUUUAGACCGAGUAACGUCAUCUAUACCUUCGGAUACACAAAAACCUACUUCCCCAAAAACUAUUCCUGAAAAUGUUAGUAGGCAGUCUGAGAAGAGACAUUCUAAAACUUCAAAGAUAAAAUCACCAGAUGAUUUGUUUACUAAAACUAAUUCUAAUUCAAAACUUGAUAGUCCUACUAUUACUUCAAAGAAAACACCUACAACAAAAGAACCACGAAAAAUAAAAAAUUUUCAUGGUUCAGAUAAUACUUUACGCUCAUCCGAUUCUAAUCAUCAUCACCAUCCUUCUAAGCCUUUUCGAGAUUCACUUGACGGAACACAAAGCUUACCCAGAAAUCAUGGUCAAACACCUAAAGAAUUAAAGGAUAAUCAUAAGUAUCAUCAUCGUGAAAGUAUUCAUCCGAAAUUUCCACAACCAGGUGUACCAAGAGUUGUUCAUUUAAGACGUGACCAUCCUGGUGAAAAUUUAGGUAUUACUGUAGCAUUAUGUACACCAUCACCGACUACUUCUUCAUCACCACCAACAAGUUUCAAUGGAAUUACCAUACAAUCAGUAACAGAACCGAUUAUAUCUAUUCAAAGAGUGUUAGCAGGUUCAUUAGCUGAUAGACAAGGUUGUUUAUUUCCUGGUGAUAUUCUCCUAGAAAUCAAUGGUUUACGCGUUCAUACAUUAGAGCAAGUAUUUUCUCAAAUUCAACAAACAUCUAGUUUAAUUGAUUGUAAACUAUUAGUACAAGCACCUAAAGAAGGCAUACUACGCUCUAGUAUUCAGUGUUCCAAUUCGAAUUCAAAGACUAAACGCUAUGUUCGAUGCUUAUUCGACUAUGAUGCAACAAAAGACAGUCUUCUACCCACUGGUGAUGUUGGUCUGUCUUUUAAAUCUGGGGAUGUUUUGGAGCUAGUAAAUGAUCAGGAUCCUAAUUGGUGGCAGGUACGUUCAUUGAAGGAUCCUAACUCAAAAGCUCGUUUAAUACCUUCACAAACACUGGAGGAACGUCGUCAAGCCUUUAAUCAAGAAAAGCUCCAGGCAAAUACUUAUCGCAAACCGUGGAAAAAAGUCAAAACAUUUUUCAGAGCUGCUGACGCAUCAGGUUUACGUUUACGAUCAGAUAUCUGGAGCUAUGAAGAAGUUGUACCAUGGCCACAGUCUAAAGUACCUUGCCUUUUGCUAAUUGGCCCAAAUGGUGUUGGUCGACGGAAUUUAAAGGUACUUCUUGCAAAAUAUGAACCAAAACGGUUCGCAUAUCCUAUGACAGAUACUACAGACUCAACAUUGCCGACUAAUUUAUUUAAAGUUUUAUCUAAAGAUCAAAUGGAAUCUGAUGUGAAAUCUGGUGCCUAUGUUGAAUGGGGUAAAGUUAAUGGUCAUUACUAUGGAAUUCGUUUUUCUGAAUUACGUAAAAUAAUAGCUAAUGGACGAACUGCUGUAUUAGAUUGUCAGCCCCAAUCGUUACAUUUGUUACAUCAACCAGAAUUUAAUCCUUGCGUUGUGUUUGUUGCUGCACCGUCUUUUGAAGUAGCGAAAACUAUGUUACAAGAAGGUUUACAAGCUAAUGUCACUUCAAAUAUACGUUCUGAUGAGGAAUUACACUCCAUUAUAAAAGAUUCAAUGUCAAUGUCGGUGAUUUAUCGUCAUUUAUAUUCACACAUAUUAGUUAAUAAAAAUAUGAAAGAAAGUGUCGAAAAAUUAAGUCGUCUUGUUUCAAAGUUGGAACGUCAACCAUGUUGGAUACCUUGUGGAUGGGCCUAUGAAUUAAGCAUUCCAUAUAGAUCAACUCGCACUGACGGUUCACCUUUUAUACCUGGAUCUAGUAGCCUUAGUGCUCUUGGUAUACAUGAUUUACCACCAUCUUCAAGAUCAUCAGCUUUGUCAAAAUCCGUCAUUUCUGAAGCAUCGACUGAAUCUGCAUCUAGACUUGCUCGACCUCCAAGCAUUUGCAAUGGGGAAUUUUCAAAUCAUCCUCUUUCAGGGCGUGAUCGUUAUUCUAUCACUCAACGAAUAUACGAAAAACAUCGACGUGCUCAACAUGAAUUCCAGCAUCCACCAAUACCGGAGCUUGAUACACCAUCUGAGUCUGUCGAUAGUUAUUUAUUGAACAAAAUGUCUACUCGUCAUCAUCAGCAUCGAGCGAAAUCAAAUCAUAACAUUGAUAACCAUGAAUUGUCUCAGCCUAUUUUUAGUGUUAAAACUACAGCUGAAGAGGAUCAACUCACUGACACCGAAUUAUCACAAACUCCUUCUAAUGAUGAUGAUGAUGAUGAUGAAAGUAAAAUAACUCAAGUGGAAAAUAUUUUAUCAGAUGAACAACAAUCAAAUGUUGUAAACAUUAAUAAUGAUAAUAAUCUAUCAGUUCAACCUAAACCUGAACUUAGAAAAGUAAUAACAAUCAACAAACAUGAAGAGUUCAGUUCCACAUCUAGCGAUGAUGAUGAUGAUGAAGAUAAUAAUAAUAAUAAUAAUGUAGUCAGUAUUUGACAAAUAAAUAAAUAUAAACAUUGAUGAUAGUGAUUAAUUCAGUUACAAAAUCAAUACAAAUUCAAUAUUUGUUCUUCCAUUUACUAAUCAUUAGUAUUAGUAUUAAUAAAAGUAGAUUUUUUACUCAAUAACUGCUACAAUAUAUUUCUCAAUACCUCCCAUUUUAAUAAUGAGAAUAUCAUCUAUAAUUUCAGUAUUAAAAGAUUUAUAUUAUACAUAGAUACUUUGUAUUUCUGAAUUUUCAUUUUGUUACAUACUUUAUUAUUAUUACAUUUUGUUUAAAUAAGAAAAACAAAACGAGACCAAAAAUAAUCAUAUAAGUAGUGUUGUUUUUUUUUUAAAAAAAACAAACAUUAUUAUUACUAUUAUGCUUUAUAAUAAGUAGUAUCACAAUGGCAGCAGAUUUGCUAAUUACACAAAUUUCAAAUAUAGACUUUUUGUUUGGGAUCUAACAAAAUAUAAAAAAUACCGCUUUUAUUUUAUAUCAAAAAACAAACAAAUCUCUAUUAGCUAUGUAACUCACAUUUAUCUUAGUUGCAAUCUUACUCGGGUUCUUCAUUAGAAUAUAUACACUAUUACUAUUUAGGUAUGAUUUUAAAAUUUUCAUUUAUUAUAAAUUUUUGUACUACUUAUAAUUACUUAUUCAUUUGAUUUCUAUUAUUUUUUUUACUGAGAGUAUUUUCUCUAAUAGUCUUCAAGUUUGAUUUAUUUAGUAUAGCUG